AUGUAUCAUAACAGCUUCAAGGCAUACGUCGUCCAGCACUACUGUAACGUGGCAUUUCCCUUUUUACUCAGAUGUAUUGCAGCUCUGUCUGUGGGCGACGGGACGAUUCUCAGACCACUGGUAAGAGCAGCCAUGGAUGGAGCCAAGCAGCAGACUGUCUGCUCAAAGGAAGCCUGGCAUGGGUGUGUGAAAAAGCCUUCCAGAGGAUCGGCAAGAGUCCCACGUCGCAGACGCUCCAAGUCUCCUGUCCUGCACCCUCCCAAGUUUACAUAUUGUAACAUGAAAGCCAACAACCAGCUGAAACACAAAACCCAGUCAGACACUUCGAAGAGUAACGUCAGUUCAGACAUUUUUGUUACAGCAGAGCACGGUACAAAGGACAGGCACGGUUCUCGCCUUGAGGCCAGUGAUGAUAGAACUGAACCUUUGGAAGCUUUCACUGCCGAAGAGCCUUUGGAGAAGUCGAGAGAGGAUUGCCCGGCUCUCUCCUCAUCCUUUGAAACUAGCUUGCGUUGUAGCCAAACCUCAGAUUUCCAGUCCUUAUCCAUGCUUAGCAACGGCAAGCAGUGCCCUUGUACGGACAAGAAAUGCCAGUGCAAACAGUGGCGAACCAUGGAAGUGUACUCCUUCUCUGGCUUGCGGAGCGUCCUGUCAGAGUGCGAGAAGGCCGUCCUGGGAGUCCAUGCCCGGUCUCGUCAGAACAGGUCCCCUUGUGGGACGGCCUCGUCAGGUUCGCCUAGGUCUUGUUCUGAGCAAGCUCGAGCCUUUGUGGAUGACGUGACUAUUGAAGAUCUUUCGGGAUACAUGGAAUACUACUUAUAUAUUCCCAAGAAAAUGUCUCACAUGGCAGAAAUGAUGUAUACUUGA
Molecule: messenger RNA, 867 nt
Organism: Opisthocomus hoazin
Lineage: Eukaryota; Metazoa; Chordata; Aves; Opisthocomiformes; Opisthocomidae
Source: RefSeq, a predicted model, not a curated record